Funneliformis geosporum is the source of this 339-nucleotide messenger RNA. The record is from the annotation of a GenBank genome assembly. Lineage: Eukaryota; Fungi; Glomeromycota; Glomeromycetes; Glomerales; Glomeraceae.
AUGAUAUAUAUAUUUAAUAAAGUAUUAAAAUUUAAGAUAUUUGUGAAUAAAAAUGAGAACGGCGACUUGAACAAAAGGCAAUUAAAGCUAGAUAUUGGAACCGGCUUUUGGUCGCACUUUGACCUGGAAAGGAUAAUUAUAGGACAGUUACAAUGCAAAAAAUCAUUCAACUUUUAUCCGUAUAUACCCGGAUAUUACUCGGGUUUAUAUGAUAAAGCUGAACAGAGUACCUUAGCUUCUAACGAUUGCGGACGGCGUAUACUUACCGACAUAAUAAAUGAUUGUAAGAAGGCGCAAUGGAUGCAAGUUGAAUUGGACGCAAAAUAUGCUAUUUUGUGA